Harpia harpyja (harpy eagle) is the source of this 2720-nucleotide messenger RNA. Its product is annotated as hippocampus abundant transcript 1 protein-like. Gene Ontology annotation, molecular function: transmembrane transporter activity. The transcript has 12 exons. The record is from RefSeq and is a predicted model, not a curated record. Lineage: Eukaryota; Metazoa; Chordata; Aves; Accipitriformes; Accipitridae. Gene Ontology annotation, cellular component: membrane. Gene Ontology annotation, biological process: transmembrane transport. Bases 152 to 1630 code for a protein of 492 amino acids.
GGCGCCGCCCCCGCGCCCGGCAGCCCCGGGCCCGGCGCUCCCCCGCCCGGUGCGGGUCCGGGUCCGGGCCCGGGCUCGGCGCGGCGCGGCCCGCCGCAGGGAGGAUGGGGCAGCGGCGGAGGCCGGCGAACGGCAGCGGCCCGGCGGCGCCAUGACCGGCGAGAAGAAGAAGAAGAAGCGGCUCAACCGCAGCGUCCUGCUGGCCAAGAAGAUCGUCAUCCGGGACGGGGCUGGCCGACAGGGGAUUGGAGAGCCCAGCGUGUACCAUGCCGUGGUGGUUAUUUUCCUGGAGUUCUUUGCCUGGGGGCUGCUGACCACACCGAUGCUAACGGUGUUACACCAGACUUUUCCUCAGCAUACAUUCUUGAUGAAUGGCCUGAUUCAUGGAGUCAAGGGUCUGCUUUCUUUUCUAAGUGCCCCACUGAUUGGUGCUCUCUCUGAUGUCUGGGGCAGGAAAUCCUUCCUCCUCCUCACUGUCUUCUUCACGUGUGCGCCAAUUCCCCUUAUGAAGAUCAGUCCAUGGUGGUAUUUUGCUGUCAUUUCCAUGUCUGGAGUCUUUGCUGUCACCUUUUCCGUGAUUUUUGCCUAUGUUGCCGAUAUCACACAGGAGCAUGAACGCAGCACGGCGUAUGGCUUGGUGUCAGCCACGUUUGCUGCUAGUCUGGUCACAAGCCCAGCAAUUGGUGCAUACCUUUCCCAAGCCUAUGGUGAUACGUUGGUGGUUGUGCUAGCUUCAGGCGUUGCUUUGCUGGAUAUUGGUUUCAUCCUGCUGGCUGUGCCAGAGUCUCUGCCAGAAGAGAUGCGCCCGGUCUCUUGGGGAGCUCCAAUCUCUUGGGAACAAGCAGACCCAUUCGCUUCCUUGCGGAAAGUGGGUCAGGAUUCUACAGUGCUGCUCAUCUGUAUCACCGUCUUUCUCUCCUACCUUCCUGAAGCCGGCCAGUACUCCAGCUUUUUCCUGUACCUGCGACAGGUCAUUGGUUUUUCCUCAGAGACUGUGGCAGCCUUUAUUGGUGUGGUUGGAAUUCUCUCUAUACUGGCUCAGACAGUAGUGUUGGGAAUUCUCAUGCGUUCGAUAGGAAAUAAAAACACCAUCCUCUUGGGACUGGGCUUCCAGAUCCUGCAGCUUGCCUGGUAUGGCUUCGGAUCACAGCCGUGGAUGAUGUGGGCAGCAGGAGCUGUGGCUGCCAUGUCUAGCAUCACUUUCCCAGCCAUCAGUGCCAUGGUGUCUAGGAACGCAGACCCCGACCAACAGGGUGUGGUACAGGGGAUGAUCACUGGAAUUCGGGGUCUGUGUAACGGCCUGGGGCCAGCACUCUAUGGCUUUGUCUUCUAUCUCUUCCACGUGGAGCUGAAUGAAAUGGCUGAGGUGGAAACUUUGGGUAAGGCCUCCAAACCCAACAUGGCCAAUCCUACAGAUGAGAGCAGCAUUAUCCCAGGGCCUCCGUUCCUGUUUGGGGCUUGUUCUGUCCUGCUGUCGCUCCUGGUGGCCUUGUUCAUUCCGGAACACAACCUUGCACUGAGAUCAGGCAGCCACAAGAAGCACAGUAACGGAGCCCAGACCCAUACCCACAGCCCACAGGCCGGAGGAUCAGAUGGCAAGGAGCCCCUGCUCGAGGACAGCAGCGUAUGAGGUUGGGAGAGAAGGACCUGGCUUGCGUCUCAACUCCAGAUCAAGGAUGGACUUAGCCAGUGGGAGUUUGGGGAGAGAGGGUGGGGGGAGAGAAGAAAUGACGUAACAGUCUGUACCACUAUCAGCUAAUGAGAAGGGACAGGGUUUCCCUUCAAGCCAAAUACACCCAGCUGGUGCAAAAAGGGAAUUGUAUCAUCUGGUGCUGAUGGAAAGGGGAGAUACUGAACUACUCCACAUGAAGGGAUAGUUCUUUAAAGCAAACCUGCCCUUGUACAUGAAUACUGAACUUCAUGGUGUGACCUGCCAAAUACUCGACUCGCCAGUGAAAAAUUAAGGAGCUAGCAUUGUCUUUGUUCUAACGUGAACUAACUGAGUUGCCAGCCAGAAUAAAACAAGGCAUCUGUUAUGUGGCCCAUCCCCUUAUAUAAUUGGUACUUGCUCCUGAUCCCAUCACAACUCGGUUGGCUAACCUCAGCCCAGAGAGAGGCUUGACAGCUGUCUUGUGCAGUAUGUGCAGCCUGUGCUGUGAUAGUACACCAAGGAAAAAGUGUGUGCAUGUGUGAGGAACAGAUAGUGUAGUCAGCUGUGAGCAGAUCUGCGCUGCUUGAGGAUCUGAUGAAUUUGCACAUUCUGGCCCAAGUGAAACUUAGACAAAAAGAAAAAAUCUACUGACUUAAUGUUCUGAUGAAGAUAAGAAAAAUUAAGAAGUAAAGUUGCAACUGACACAAGGGGCAGAUGAGAGAAGGGCAACUACACGAAUUACAAAUGCUUAGACGGUCAACAACGUUUGUAUUUGUUUGUUUUUUCUCUUUUUGUUACAGUGAUGUAACAUUCGUCUGUUGCUACCUCCAUAGGUAGUAGGUAGAAGGAUUUUUCAGAAAUCUUUUUCUGGAACUGUAAGGGUUAUUUAGAAAAUACAGUUCUCUGAGACGUUGGAGAAACAACUAAGCUCUGCUAAGCACUUUGAUAAAGCAUGGUUUCCUGAGAGAAAGGUCAAAGAAAUAGCUGUUUAUCUUGAGCAUUUUUAUAAAGCAUGUUGAUUUUUCCCCAAGCUCUUGCCAUCUGAUAUUAAAACCAGAUAAUGACUGUA